AGUGACUUAUCAUUAGAUACAGGUCCAUGAGCAAACACUUACUCCGUGGUGCUGUGCAUUGAAGGGUUCAUUCACGGCCUGGUGUGGGUGAGAGAGGUUUGCAAACAUGGACCCUCUGGGGCUUGUAUCUCGUCUCAAUCGUGAAACUGUUCUCCAGGCUGUAGGGACAUCUGUCCUCCUGUACGUGGCAUACCGCGUUGUCAGUUUGCUGGUCUGGUAUUGGCGUCUUUUCAGUUUCUUCAACAAGUGUCAGGGCGUCAAGGACUUCUCCUGGAGGACCGGCAACCUGCAUUUGUACCCUAUGCAGUUUGAGAAGCGUGCUGAAGUGGAGAAGGAAUGGAUGAGGAGAUUCCCCAAGUACUACCGGAUUUGGGUAGGGCCCCUCAAUCCUAUCAUCAGGGUGUACCAUCCAGACUCUAUCAGAGCCAUCAUCAAGUCCACAGAGCCAAAGCAAAGGGGAUUUGGGGGCCAAUAUGAAGUAGUAGUGCCCUGGCUGGGGGAGGGUCUCCUAGUUGCCAGUGGGAAACGCUGGAGCCGUUCUCGCCGCCUCCUCACCCCCGCCUUCCACUUCGACAUCCUCAAACCCUACGUCGACGUCUCCAACAACGUCAUUGACAUCAUGAUGGACAAGAUUGACAAGCACGUGGAGGAAGGCACAAGCUUUGAGUUAUUCAACAUGAUCAGUCUGUGUACAUUUGACAUCCUGUUGAGGUGCGCCAUGUCUGUCGAGGAAAACAUACAGGAACAGGGGCAAACACACCCGUAUGUAAACGCAGUGAACGAUUUAGUCGCCCUGGGUACAAACCGAAUCCUCACCCCACUGCACUUCUUUGAUUUCAUCUUUUACAACUCGUCCGAGGGGAAGAAGUUUAAGAAGCAGUGUGACUUUGUACAUCGCUGGGCGGAAGACAUCAUCGACAAGAGGCGACAGACCUUGGAGAGAGAUGGACCCCCCAAGACCCGCUACCUCGACUUCUUGGACGUCCUGCUGAGUGCCCGAGAUGCUGAUGGCAAGGGCCUCACCCCGCUGGAGAUCAGGAAUGAAGUCGACACGUUCCUCUUUGAAGGUCAAGACACAACGACCAGUGGGAUAUCAUGGACGCUGUUCACCAUGGCCUCCAAACCCGAGUUCCAGACCCGGAUACAGAAGGAACUGGACACACUGCUGGACGGAAGAGAGUCCAAGCACAUCACCUGGGAUGACAUCCCCAAGAUGGAGUAUCUGACGCGAUGUCUGAAGGAAGGGUUGAGGUUCCACUCGCCCGUUCCGUUCGUCAGUCGGAAACUGGAGAAUCCUAUGGACAUUGACGGGAAGGUCUUUCCAAUAGGAACAGCCAUCUCAUUGGGCUUAUGGAAUAUUCAUCACAACCCGGAAGUGUGGGAGGACCCGGAUGUGUAUGAUCCUGAUCGGUUUCUGCCCGAGAACAUCCAGAAGAAGGACACCUACGCAUACAUCCCCUUCUCAGCUGGUCCACGAAACUGUAUCGGACAACAUUUUGCCCUGCACGAGCAAAAGGUCAUGCUUGGAAGAAUUCUUCAAAGAUACAAGUUAGAGGCAGAUAGAAGCCACACAGUCGGUCGAAGGGAUGCCGGCUUAAUGAAGUCGACUGAAGGACUGUGGGUGUUCGCCAAACACAGACACUGAACAUUCCAGUCCAAGGCGGACAUUCUGUUUCCAUGACUACGAUGAAACUGAUACUAAUGGACAUGAAUAUAUUGAACUUGAUUGUUUUGGAUUGAUCAUAAAUGUUUGCACUCUGUUUUAUGCUCUCAAUAAACACGAUAACAUGAU
Molecule: messenger RNA, 1792 nt
Organism: Haliotis rufescens (red abalone)
Lineage: Eukaryota; Metazoa; Mollusca; Gastropoda; Lepetellida; Haliotidae
Product: ultra-long-chain fatty acid omega-hydroxylase-like
Exons: 11
Coding region: 107-1645 (512 amino acids)
Molecular function (GO): oxidoreductase activity, acting on paired donors, with incorporation or reduction of molecular oxygen; iron ion binding; monooxygenase activity
Source: RefSeq, a predicted model, not a curated record